Molecule: messenger RNA, 1782 nt
Organism: Metarhizium brunneum ARSEF 3297
Lineage: Eukaryota; Fungi; Ascomycota; Sordariomycetes; Hypocreales; Clavicipitaceae
Gene: DMA1
Product: E3 ubiquitin-protein ligase DMA1
Biological process (GO): ubiquitin-dependent protein catabolic process; protein K48-linked ubiquitination
Cellular component (GO): cytosol; ubiquitin ligase complex; cell division site
Molecular function (GO): ubiquitin protein ligase activity; protein binding
Source: RefSeq, a predicted model, not a curated record
AUGUUCACACAACCCGUCUCAUCUCCUCCUCCCGGGCCGCAGGGUGCCAACCCCGUCCCCGUCUCGCCGUCUCGCCCAAGCCGACUCCGAGGGUUGACCUACUUGCGCAACUACACCCACAACCAUUUGUUGUCGCGAGACUCACACCACUCAUCCUCAUCAUCCACCAACACCAACGCCAACGCCAGCUCAUCCCAUCGCAGCAGCCAGACGCAGAAUGGCAACUUGACCCGAUCCGUCAGCUACACCCCGUCGUCGACAAUUUCCCCCGCUUCGCAAAACCCCAAUCGUCUCACUCUUGUCAGCACAUCCCCCGACGCCACGUCUUCAUUGUCGCCGCGGGUAAAUCCACGAGAGAAUCACGGUGCCUCAUCCAACACCCCCCCGCCAACGAUUCCAGAGACGACCAGUUCUACGUCCACGCAGGCUUGGGCGGCGAGCCAAACCACUUCGCCAGACUCGACACCCAACGGCGGCCAGUCCAACAUGGCUGCAACGAGACCUCGUGCUGUGAGCGAUGCCCCCGCAGCCUCGUCUGCCACAAAUGGUACUACUGCUCCUGCCUCUGCCUCUGCUGCGGCCAACGGCGCCCCAGAGACAGUGCCGUCAAUACGCUUCUCCGCACACUACGACCUUCGAUCGACUCGGCCCUCGCUCUCCUUCUCCCCCAUUUCGAGAACCCUGCCAAAUGGCACCGAGAUCAUUCGUGUGGGGCGAUAUUCAGAACGAGAUGGCCAGGCCGCCAAUAUGAAUAACAACCAGCCGUCCGCAGCACCAGUGGGUUUCAAGAGCAAAGUUGUGAGUCGCCGACAUUGCGAGUUCUGGUGCGAAGAUGGCAAGUGGUUCAUCAAGGAUGUCAAGAGCUCGUCUGGGACCUUUUUGAACCACAUUAGGCUGAGCGCCCCGUCGCAGGAGAGCAAGGCAUUUCCGGUCAACGACGGCGACAUUGUCCAGCUGGGCAUUGACUUUAAGGGCGGCGAGGAGAUGAUUUUCCGCUGCGUCAAGAUGAGAUUGGAGCUGAACCGCGGCUGGCAGAGCAAGCUGAACAGCUUCAACGUCGCAGCUCACAAACGUCUCCGGACCAUGGCGACGGGCGCCCCUGCGGGAGCAGCGUCUGGAUCGAGCUCACAAAGCUCGCAAGAUUGCUCCAUUUGCCUGAAUUCUAUUGCGCCAUGCCAAUCUUUAUUUGUCGCACCGUGCUCUCACACAUGGCACUUUAAAUGUGUGCGAUCACUUUUGACGUCGUCGCAAUAUCCCAUCUUUGUCUGCCCCAACUGUCGGGCAGGAGCCGAUCUCGAGGCCGAUGUGGAUGAGCCAUCUGAAGAAUGGCAGCAACUAGACGACGAUGGCUUGGAUGCGGAUAAAAAGGAAUCCGAAAAUCCACAACCAGAGGAACCCCCUGUUGCCGAGUCCACAGAAGCCGCGGCACCAGACCCGGAUGCUAUGGAUGUAGAUGUUACAAUGAGUGUCAAUGAGUCAGACAGCCCCCAGGAAAGGCCGACAGGCAACUCGUUGCACACAGCCUCAGAGCCGCUGCCUAUCACAAAUCCAGCCUCGGGCUCGGGGCGUGUAGGCCAUUUACGUGAGCACCGAUCCCCAUCACCAUCAUCCAGCGGGGCAGAGGGCCCCAUCACGCCGAGAAACAAUGCUGGACCGUGGGUAUUUGACGGCAGUGCAGGGCAGCGGGCUGCUACUGGCAGCCCCGAAAUGCGAAGCCUAGAUGCUGCAGCUGAAAUGGAUGUCGGCGGCGGUGCUAACCAGAGCGAUGAUUCCAUUCGCUGA